Molecule: messenger RNA, 1125 nt
Organism: Musca vetustissima
Lineage: Eukaryota; Metazoa; Arthropoda; Insecta; Diptera; Muscidae
Gene: Rbp6
Product: RNA-binding protein Musashi homolog Rbp6
Exons: 11
Coding region: 213-977 (254 amino acids)
Cellular component (GO): cytoplasm
Molecular function (GO): RNA binding
Source: RefSeq, a predicted model, not a curated record
GCCAAGUGCUAGCCACUGCUAGACCAGAGCAGCAGGAAACGCUUUUUUCCUUACCGUGUUUUAGAAAAUCCAACAAAAUUUCACACUUUGGAGUAAAUCUGUUUUACGUUAAGCAGCCAGCGGAGAUUUUUCCCCCGCCAACGCAGGCCAUUAAAGCCAUUAGUCCGCCCGUGCCACAGCCACCCGCCACCAUACCAACCAAAAAACUUGUCAUGGUGACGAGAACGAAGAAAAUAUUUGUGGGUGGCCUAUCGGCGCCCACAACACUGGAAGACGUCAAAAGCUAUUUCGAACAAUUUGGUCCGAUUGAAGAUGCUAUGCUUAUGUUUGAUAAGCAAACAAAUCGACACAGAGGUUUUGGCUUCGUUACAUUUCAAAGUGAAGAUGUAGUAGAUAAAGUUUGUGAAAUCCAUUUCCAUGAGAUAAAUAAUAAAAUGGUCGAAUGCAAGAAGGCCCAACCCAAAGAAGUUAUGUUACCGGCAAAUUUGGCUAAAACUCGUGCUGCUGGCCGUUCAGCUUACGACAAUAUUAUGUGGGGCCUGGGGACAUUACCUGAAGGCUUUCCAGCGGCUGCUUAUGCUGCCUAUGCUGCUGGUCGUGGAUAUUCGGGUUACCCCAGCUUUGGUUUGCCCUAUCCAACUGUGGAUUUGAGUAAUGGCCAGCUAACGCCAAACAAUAACACACCGUUACUUACUCAAGCUUUAUCGGUAAUGAACAAUUAUCAGGCCGCUGCUGCAGCUGCUCAUAGUUUUGCCGCCCCCUCGGCAUCGCCACACACAACUACAACACGACAGGGGUUUCCCUCCACCAAUUCUCCGGUGCCCGCCAUUGAUAUGUACAGUUCAACGGCCGCCGAUAAUGUUGGCUAUGUACAGGCCACCAGUCCCCAGCCAUCAGGGUUCCCCAUAGCCGUGAGUCGAGCUCCCCUCAACUAUAGUCCGAUCUAUUCGUUGAACUUUGCGAUGGCUAAUAUAUAAGACUGAAAUCCUAAAGCAGUUGCACAAGGGACCACUAAUUCCUGCGGCAUUUACAAAUGGUUACCAUUAAGUGGAGGCAUCGACCGCAACAAAUAAAAAUAAAACAUUAAAUUUUCUGUUAAACAGCAACAAUGACAUGGCCAUGGCU